This is a messenger RNA of Camelus dromedarius (Arabian camel), 1265 nucleotides long. It is a transcript of the gene FBP1, whose product is annotated as fructose-bisphosphatase 1. Gene Ontology annotation, cellular component: cytoplasm; cytosol. The transcript has 7 exons. Gene Ontology annotation, biological process: sucrose biosynthetic process; fructose 6-phosphate metabolic process; fructose 1,6-bisphosphate metabolic process. The record is from RefSeq and is a predicted model, not a curated record. Bases 111 to 1127 code for a protein of 338 amino acids. Lineage: Eukaryota; Metazoa; Chordata; Mammalia; Artiodactyla; Camelidae. Gene Ontology annotation, molecular function: fructose 1,6-bisphosphate 1-phosphatase activity.
CCGAGCGGUGCUGGCACUCGGCGGCCGUCCGUGCGUCCGUCCUCCAGCCGCGUUCUGCCGCGUCCCGCCGCCCGCACCUGCCGCCCAGCGCGCCCCGGCCCGGCCCCAGCAUGACGGACCAGGCGGCCUUCGACACGAAUAUCGUCACCCUGACCCGCUUCGUCAUGGAGGAGGGCAGGAAGGCCCGUGGCACGGGCGAGAUGACCCAGCUGCUCAACUCGCUCUGCACCGCGGUCAAAGCCAUCUCCACGGCCGUGCGCAAGGCGGGCAUCGCACACCUCUAUGGCAUUGCUGGCUCUACCAAUGUGACGGGUGACCAAGUGAAGAAGCUGGAUGUCCUCUCCAAUGACCUGGUUAUCAAUGUGCUAAAGUCCUCUUUUGCCACUUGUGUUCUUGUGACGGAAGAAGAUAAAAACGCCAUAAUAGUAGAACCUGAGAAAAGGGGUAAAUAUGUGGUCUGUUUUGAUCCCCUUGACGGCUCUUCCAACAUCGACUGCCUUGUGUCCAUUGGAACCAUUUUUGGCAUCUACAGAAAGAAUUCGACUGAUGAGCCAUCUGAGAAGGAUGCCCUGCAGCCAGGCCGGAACCUGGUGGCCGCUGGCUACGCGCUCUACGGCAGUGCCACCAUGCUGGUCCUGGCCAUGGUGAACGGGGUCAACUGCUUCAUGCUGGACCCGGCCAUUGGAGAGUUCAUCUUGGUGGACAGGGAUGUGAAGAUCAAGAAGAAAGGGAGCAUCUACAGCCUGAAUGAGGGCUACGCCAAGGACUUCGAGCCCGCCGUCACCGAGUACGUCCAGAGGAAGAAGUUCCCCCCAGACAACUCAGCCCCCUAUGGGGCCAGGUACGUGGGCUCCAUGGUGGCCGAUGUGCACCGCACCCUGGUCUACGGAGGGAUCUUCCUGUACCCCGCCAACAAGAAGAGCCCCAAUGGGAAGCUGAGGCUACUGUAUGAGUGCAACCCAAUGGCCUACGUCAUGGAGAAGGCCGGAGGGCUGGCCACGACGGGGAAGGAAGCCGUGUUGGACAUCGUUCCCACUGACAUCCACCAGAGGGCGCCAAUCAUCCUGGGGUCUCCUGAAGACGUGACUGAGUUCCUGGAGAUAUACAAGAAGCAUGCUACCAAAUGAAGAGGCUGGCCUUGCUCACCCCAAACAGAAUUGCUUUUUAUCUGGAACUUUUAGCUCACACAGUGUUACCCUGUUCUGACUGUGCAUCAAACAUUCCUAGAGAUAGAAAUAAAAAGGGUGGAUAUUUUCACGGUCAAA